UGUUGUGUUGUGAGGUACACAGUAGACAGUGCCUAUUCGCAAUGGAGAGCGCGCUCGCGGUGCGGUCCGCGUACAAGAGGUACGGUAACAGUGUGGUGUUGAAUGGACUUAACAUGGAUGUACCCCAGGGAGCAAUAUAUGGCCUCCUGGGACCUAGUGGUUGUGGCAAGACGACCCUCCUCAGUUGCAUUGUGGGAAGGAUUCAGCUGGACGCAGGACAGAUCACCACAAAGGCUAAGAAGAAAGCUGACGUUGGAUACAUGCCCCAGGAUGUGGCUCUGUACAACACAUUGAGUAUCCUGGAGACAUUCCUCUAUUACGGCCGACUCUAUGGGAUGAGUCGAAGAGAGGUUUAUCUCCGCACUGAGGAGCUCAUACGACUGUUGGAACUGAAAUCAGCUGGUACCAUAAUUGAUAAACUCAGUGGGGGUCAGCAACGGAGGGUGUCAUUCGCAGUCGCUCUACUACAUGAUCCUCAACUACUCAUACUCGACGAGCCCACUGUCGGCCUAGACCCUGUACUCAGCCAUAGUAUUUGGGAGCACCUUCUGAAGCUGACGAGCAAUGAUAAGAAAAGCAUUAUUAUCACCACUCACUAUAUAGAGGAGGCCAGGCAAGCCCAUGUGGUAGGAUUGAUGCGUGGAGGUGUUCUAUUGGCCGAGGAGUCGCCCAAUCAGUUGAUGGCCAGUUGUGGGAGUGACACGCUCGAACAUGCUUUCCUGGAGUUGAGCGCGCGUCAACAUGGUACGACCGGCAGUGAUGAUGAACUGGACAAGAGACAUUCUUAUCCUGAGAAACAGAAGCCUCUGCCACAACCUCCUCUACAAAACGGAGACAUCUUUGCCACCUCCAGAUUUGUUGCUCAACUUAUUAAAAACCUCUUCUUCAUGUGGAGAAAUAAACCGAUGAUGCUGUUUCUACUCGGCCUACCCAUCCUACAGUGUACCUUGUACAACCUGGCUAUCGGCAGGGAUCCGCAGGGGUUGAAGCUGGCUGUGGUCAAUGAUGAGUUGGAGCACGGCUUGUCAGAUUGUGGUCACAUCCCCUCCACCGGCUGUCACCUCGACCUCCCCCUCAGCUGUCGUUAUCUGAUGCACAUGCGGGGGAAAACACUCAGCGUGGUAGAGUAUCACAACCUGGAAGAAGCGGAGGCAGUAGUACGCAGCAACAAGGCGUGGGGCAUCGUACACUUCGGCCACAACUACACGGAGGCUCUGGUCCAGAGGAUUGAGGACUUCCAGAACGCAGACCCCGACAUCAUCGAGGACGCUAUGGUCAAUGUCAGACUAGAUAUGUCAAAUCAGUACAUAGGCAAUCUACUAAGAACAGACCUGGUGACCAGCUACGCUGCGUUUCUGAGGAGUGUGUUCCGGGACUGUGAGUGGCCGGAGCAAGCCAUUGAUGUCCCCAUUAAGGUUAACGAUCCUGUUUACGGAUCAAGAAGGCCAAGUUUUCUCCACUUUGCAUCACCUGCCGUCAUCAUUCUGUUUGAGUUUUAUCUGCCAGUGAUGUUUACUGUUGGAGUGCUUCUACAAGAAAAAAUGGCUGGAAUUUUAGAAAGAAGUAUGGUAGCUGGUUUGACAGCGCUGGAGAUUGUGCUGGCACAUUCGCUGAUUCAGUUCGUAGUGUUACUGAUUCAGACCAGCGCUAUGUUGCUCGUGAUGUACAAAGUAUUUGACAGUCCUUUCAUAGGAGACUUCUACUGGACAACAGGGCUGUUGCUGCUACAGGGUGUCUGUGGCAUGUGUUAUGGGUUCCUAGUAUCAGUUGUGGCUGAGACCAUGACAACAGCCUCAUUCAUGGGAAUGGGCUCGUUCUUCCCACUUUGUUUAACAAGUGGUAUGGUCUGGCCGCAGGAAGGAAUGCACCCUGUGUUGAGGUCAGUGGGCUGGCUACUCCCUCUGUCUCUCUCUACAGAGUCUAUCAGAUCACUGACAGCCCGCGGCUGGACCAUCCACCAUCGCUCCGUCUACUACGGCUACAUCUCCACACUCAUCUGGAUAGCCGUGUUCUUGGCUGCGAUAACAGCCGUCGUCCGCAUAAAGCGCGGCAUCCGCUCCUCCAAGUGAUCAGCUGAUUGAAGGCGUGUUGUAAAAUAACACCUGAUUCAGCUGGACACACAGCAACUGUGUCUCCACCAAAAGCUUUACGUUUGUAAAUAUGAGAAAGUGAUAGUUUGUGUCAAGUGCCCUGAACAAGAAGAUGUUAGAGUGUAAAAUAACCUCAAAUUGUUCAAACUUAUUGUUUUGAAAGGUUAGUUUCUCAUGAAGGAGCACUUAGCUCAGGAAUACUUAGGGAAAAGGAAUUGGAUACACAACUAAAUUACCAGAAAAACACUUGAUAGAAGUUAAUAGUACCUACACAACGAGUCCAACACAAUUAAUUUGAUAUAUCAUCCCUACAACUGGGCUUUUUCACAAGGAAUUAGGUUACAAAGCUGGCACUGUUUAAACUGACAUUAUUAUUCUACUGUCUGGAACUAUUUUCUUUAUUAAGUUAGUUAUGUACCCAUGUAUUAUUUUUUUUAACCUUGAACUAGUUGCACAUAGUUAUGAAAUUUAGAUAAUAUGGUUAACUUUGCAACAGCACAAACAAUUGAAUCGAUACACUUAUUCAAAAGAAUUAUUUUUUUUGGUUCAAGAAUGUUUUAGUACAAAUAACCCAACUAGUGUAGUUCUAUAUCUGAACAUUGCGACAUUGAAAAAUAUGAUUUUAAUUUUUGGAAUUAUGUAAAAAGUGAUGGCUGACCUUCAUGGCAUGAUGCCUAUCUAUUUUUGUAAUUAUAGUGGAUAUGUAUAUUGUCUAGCUGCUCAAUAUAAUUUUUAUAUUUUUAAGUUUGUGUAUAUAGGAAAUUAGGUUUACAAUUAGAUUUAUUACUGUUGACUAUUAAAAUAAAUUAUUA
Molecule: messenger RNA, 2902 nt
Organism: Macrosteles quadrilineatus (aster leafhopper)
Lineage: Eukaryota; Metazoa; Arthropoda; Insecta; Hemiptera; Cicadellidae
Product: ABC transporter G family member 20-like
Exons: 15
Coding region: 42-2069 (675 amino acids)
Cellular component (GO): membrane
Molecular function (GO): ATP hydrolysis activity; ABC-type transporter activity; ATP binding
Source: RefSeq, a predicted model, not a curated record